UAGGCUAGUAUAGCAAGCUACCUAGUUAACUAGCCGGGGAACACUGGUCUUGGCCAUGGAGUGCAACUCAAGGACCAGGCUCUCUUACUGCCUCCUCCUGGUCGGCGUCGUCCUCCUGUCGUACUCCCCCGGCUCGGCGGCAGCGCCUCGCCGGCUGCUCCAGACCUGCGAGGCGCAGGACUUCGCGGUCCCUCAUGCGCACCUCCGCGCGAUGUACUUCACGCGGCCGCUCAAGUACACCCAGGAGCUCGCCGACCGGGCGGCACAGUGGGCCGAGCAGUACAAGGCCAACUGCGCGGCUGCCUCGCCCGCGCCCGGCGUCAACGUGUUCCUUGGCUACGCGGGCGCCAACUGGCUGCCGAGCGACGCGGUCGCGGCGUGGGCGGAGGAGGCGCAGAACUACGACUACGGGACCAACUCGUGCGCGGCGGGCAAGGGGUGCGGCCGCUACAAGCAGAUGGUGUGGCGGGACAGCAAGGAGUUCGGGUGCGCGACCGUCACCUGCGCGUCCGGGGAGACGCUCAUGGCCUGCCACUACGAGCCGCAGGGCAACCUCAUGGGGCAGAAGCCAUUCUGAUCCGUCCGAACAUGCACCGAGAGCUAGCAGACUAGCUCAGGAGCUCAAGAAAUCAAGCUGGUGCUGGUGCCACUUAGCGCUCUAAUUAUAUUUAUUGCGCUGUUUUGCAUUUAUCAUCCCGUAGCUGAUUUGUUGGCAGUUUAAUUAGAUGAUGCCACGAGAGUGACGAGCUCAUGCUUGGCCUCACUUUCUUUCGUUCAUGGCAUCACCUCAUGAUAAUCAAGUUUGUCUCCUGGUAUCUCGGGUUAUAUACGUUUUUAUUAGUUUGUUGUUGAUUUUCAUUGUGUGUGUUAAGAAAGGUGUCGCAUAUU
Phragmites australis (common reed) is the source of this 888-nucleotide messenger RNA. Its product is annotated as pathogenesis-related protein PRB1-3-like. The coding region runs from base 56 to 577 and encodes 173 amino acids. NCBI's taxonomy places the organism in Eukaryota, Viridiplantae, Streptophyta, Magnoliopsida, Poales, Poaceae. Gene Ontology annotation, cellular component: extracellular region. The record is from RefSeq and is a predicted model, not a curated record. The transcript has a single exon.